AUGGCAAACCGAGCAGGAAAGAGGCCACAAGCACCCAAAUCAUGGAAAGACCAGUUAGAGGAUCUCAUUCAGAACGCCGUUCUCCGCGCAGAAGCGCUCAAAAUAGCCUAUCCGAAGUCAUUCGCCUCUUUCCAAGAUGCCGAAAGGUACGUCAAGGACUCUUGCGAAGAGCGGUGGUUUCGUUACGGGCUCGAGGCUGCCACUGCCAAAUCGGUUCGGAUGGACGUGGAGGGAAAAGUGCACAGGAGGGUUGUGAAUCGGGCGUAUGACGCGGAGCAAUUCACCAUCGACGCGAAUCCCAAGGCCGACGCGUGGUCGACUUCAGAUAAAUACUCGGCGAACGUGGAGCCCGUCCUAGCGCUCUUAAAGCAGUGGCCGGAAACCUUUCCAUCGCUGAAGAAGGCUGCGGCUUACGUCAGGGGAGUCUGCGAGGGGCGCAGGUUCAAGUUCUACAUCCCCGCUGCGACGGAGAAAGAUAGGAAGAGGGGUUUAUCGCCAGAAGACAAACUGGAGCCGCGGAUCGAAGUCUCUCCUCCAUCACGACCGUCUCGCUCUAGAAGCAGGCCAGGAGUUCCGACGCACGGCAAGGUGGACAUGGACUCGGUUGACAGGACCGCUCAGUACUUGGAAGCUCGUUUCGCGCUGGCGGAGAGCAUGCUAGCUGUGGCCUUUCCGAAACACUGGCAGCCCGAGAGUGAGAUGCACAUCCAGGAGGAGGACCAUGUUGAGGAGGAGCUCGACAUCGAAGACGAGGCCCAAAUCCAGGAUAAAGAGUUUCAGGAACUAGCGGGCACAACUCGACGCGGGAGCUUUACUUGGGGGGUCUAG
Molecule: messenger RNA, 828 nt
Organism: Trematosphaeria pertusa
Lineage: Eukaryota; Fungi; Ascomycota; Dothideomycetes; Pleosporales; Trematosphaeriaceae
Exons: 4
Coding region: 1-828 (275 amino acids)
Source: RefSeq, a predicted model, not a curated record